GCUUUUCCUUCUCUCCGUUCUGUUCUCUCCCAAUGUUUCAUCUCCAAGGGCAAGGGCAGCAAGGAGGGCAGCAGCAGGGCGGGCAGCAAACCCAAGCUGCACAGUCAGGCGCCGGCGUCGUCGGCCCGAUCGUCCCGCCCCAGCAGCAACAGGGGCAGCAGCAGCAGCAGCAGCAGGCUGGAUCAGGCGCUGUCUCGGCUGCAGGUGCUGCUGCUGGCUCCAACGCAGUGGGCAAUCCGCUGCUCAUGGGCAUGGCAGGUCCCGCGUAUGGUCUACCAACGACGGCUCCCGCUGGUGGCUUUGGCGAGAAGGAUGCCAUGAACAUGCUCGUGCUCGAAUUGAUAAACCCAGACCAACGUGAAAAUGCGCUUUUGGAACUUAGCAAAAAACGUGAAAUGUUCCCUGACCUGGCUCCUGUUUUGUGGCAUUCGUUCGGAACUAUGGCAAUCCUUAUUCAAGAAAUUGUGUCCGUCUACCCGCUGUUAAUGCCCCCAGCUCUAACUGCGAGUACAUCCAACCGAGUUUGCAACGCCCUUGCAUUGCUGCAGUGCGUUGCGUCCCAUGCCGAAACGCGCGCCCUGUUCUUGACGGCGCAUAUCCCAUUUUUCCUCUAUCCUUUUCUCAAUACGGUGUCCAAGGGGCGAGCGUUUGAUUAUUUGCGCUUGACGUCGCUUGGCGUUAUCGGUGCCUUGGUGAAAACGGACGACUCGGAUGUGAUUCAGUUCUUGCUCACGACCGAAAUCAUCCCGCUGUGCUUGCGAAUUAUGGAGCAAGGCACCGAAUUGUCCAAGACAGUGGCCACCUUCAUAGUACAGAAGAUUCUCCUCGACGACAUUGGGUUGCAGUACAUCUGCCAGACGCCGGAUCGAUUCUUCCACGUUGCUACUAUUCUUGGCAAGAUGGUUCAUGGGCUCGUUAAGGAACCGUCCGGUCGACUGAUCAAGCACGUCGUCCGGUGCUAUCUACGCCUCAGCGAGAAUCCCCGAGCUCGCGAAGCCCUUCGGCAAUGCCUACCAGAACCGCUGCGCGAUAACACGUUUGCCAAUGUUCUCAAGGCCGACCCCACAACCACUCGAUGGUUGCAUCAGCUAAUCAUGACUCUUGCUGAUGGCAUGCCCCAACAAUAGUGCUGCUGUUCCUGGCUGCUGUGUUGGAGUCGAGAUGUUUGUGUUGUUUCCGGUGGGUGUUUGGUUGCUGAUGGGAUUUUGUGUGGCGUGUCUGCUUCGGAGGAUGGAGCCCCCUUUUUUGAACGGAAAUGGCAGAGAACUGGUUUUCUCUGGUUUUGUUCUGGUUCAGCUCCUGCUUUCGAUUGUGCGCACUGGACACACUGUUGCUCUGCUUUUUCGUCAUCAACCAUUGUUCCCUUGGAUCCUUGUUUUUCUCGUUACGGCCUUCACUGUUAGACCUGGUGCAUUUUUGACCCCGCACCCUUUUAAGCCCGACCAGUACCCUUUGUUAUCCUAACUUCAAAUACACUGCGAUAUCAUUUU
Molecule: messenger RNA, 1490 nt
Organism: Capsaspora owczarzaki ATCC 30864
Lineage: Eukaryota; Filasterea; Ministeriida; Capsasporidae
Product: cell differentiation protein Rcd1
Exons: 5
Coding region: 33-1127 (364 amino acids)
Biological process (GO): negative regulation of translation; mRNA catabolic process
Cellular component (GO): P-body; CCR4-NOT complex; CCR4-NOT core complex
Source: RefSeq, a predicted model, not a curated record